AUGGCGGCUACAGCGGAAGAGAUGACGACGCCGACGAAGGAAGGCACCAACCUAUUGGGGAAGCCGAAGUAUAAGAAACUCGAGAACGGGAGGUUCAGAUGCGUGCAGACUGGCCACGAGCUACUCGAGAAAGACAAGGAGGUCUAUUCACAUAGUAAACGGUGCCGUUUAGGGCUUAUCGAUCAUGCCUUAACCCACAACAAGCCUCCUCUUAACUUGUUCGAGCAAGAUCCCAGCUCCCGGGUUCUAGAUACCGGAGACAUCCUGAAAUUUUUCUUCUCGGGACUUUUCACCUUUCUAUCAAAAGUGCUAUGUAAGCUUACGGGUGAUAAAGUAAACAAGACUGAGGAACAUAUUUGGAAGCAUAUCAAUGGACGGCGCUUCCUCAACAAAUUAGAGGAGAAGGAACGAGAGAAAGAGUCUGGAUCUAUUCCAGAGGAAGGUGGAGUAACGCCGGUGAAGGAAAAUGGGGUAAAGGAAGAAAAGCAGAAGAAUAAAAAGAAGAAGAAGAAGAAAAACAGGAAUUCAGAUGAAAUGGAAAAGAAUGGAGAAGAUGAAUCUGAUGGAGUCGAAGAUGAAAUUGAUGAAGAUGUUGAGGCGCAGGAGCUGGACUUUUGGAUGCCACCAGAUGGAGAGAGGUGGGACUUUGAUGAUGGAGGAGAUCGAUGGGGAUCAGAUUCAGACUCGGAAGAGGAAAAGGAUGGGGAAGAAGAGCCAAUAGGCGAAGUCGAUGAAGGUGAGAAGAAUAGUUUGGAUGACUGCAUAAUAGAUGAAGUUGAUGAAGAUGGCAAUAAUGGUUCCGAUGAGACUCCUGCAAGUAAAAAGAGGAAAUCUGAAGAGCUCAGUUCCAAUGGCCUUCCUUCGAAGAAGAAAAAGAACAAGAAGAAGAAGAAGAAUGUCAACACAACAUCGUCAUAA
Messenger RNA from Thlaspi arvense, 918 nucleotides. The record is from the annotation of a GenBank genome assembly. Lineage: Eukaryota; Viridiplantae; Streptophyta; Magnoliopsida; Brassicales; Brassicaceae.